This is a messenger RNA of Somion occarium, 440 nucleotides long. Lineage: Eukaryota; Fungi; Basidiomycota; Agaricomycetes; Polyporales; Cerrenaceae. The record is from the annotation of a GenBank genome assembly.
GAGCGACAAGCGAAGGCAUGCAUGGAGAUUUGUCCAAUCACUCUCCAUUCGAAGGCCUUCAUCCGGAUUGACAGAUCGCUGUGAGAAUGCUCCCGUUCGCCACAUCAGAUCAAGGUCAAAGUGAAUGCGACGCUAUGAUUACUCCUGACGCUGGCUUGACGUAUUUUGACGCAGACAAGGGAUUCAUGCGGCAGCUUAGCUCCGGUCAUUGCCUGUGCAUAUCUUUCCAUAUUGAUCCUCGCAGGGUUUCGAAGCGUUCUGAUCUACGGUAUCCCAACUCGUAUCCACCAGGAUUAGCUUUACAGGGAGUACCUAACGUUCGGUCUGUCCACAGGCGAAUCUUAUCCACGCCUCUCAUGGGAUAACAUUUCCCUCCCCUCGCCGGCCGUCCCGAAUGUCCACUCGAUCAGAAGAUACAUGAGCCGCACGCAAUUCUACAG